This is a messenger RNA of Menidia menidia (Atlantic silverside), 1012 nucleotides long. The record is from the annotation of a GenBank genome assembly. Lineage: Eukaryota; Metazoa; Chordata; Actinopteri; Atheriniformes; Atherinopsidae.
CAGACAUGUUCAUCUACCUCCUGGGCUCGGUUGUUCUCUACUACCUGUUCCGCUGGGUCAGGGAGAUGCCCAGGGUGCCGGACAAGGGGAAGAAGCACGUGUACAUCACGGGCUGCGACAGCGGCUUCGGCAACCUCCUGGCCCGGCACCUGGACCAGCAGGGGUUCCGAGUGAUCGCGGCAUGUUUCACGGAGAAAGGCGAGGAAGAUCUGAGAAAAUCCUGCUCCAGCAGUCUGACCACGGCACACCUGGACGUUACCUCCAAGGACAGCGUUUCUAAAGUGGCAGCCGUUAUUAAGGACAAAGUGGGCGAGCAAGGUCUCUGGGCUGUUGUGAACAAUGCCGGCGUGGCCGUUCCCUCCGGCCCCUGCGACUGGCACACCGUAGACGACUACAAGUCCAUGCUGGACGUGAACCUGAACGGAGUGAUCGGGGUGACCCUGAGCGUCCUGCCGCUGAUAAAGAAGGCCAGAGGACGAGUGGUGAACGUAGCCAGCGUGUUCGGGAGGAUCAGCAUCACCGGCGGGCCCUACUGCGUCUCAAAGUACGGCGUGGAGGCCUUCAACGACAGCCUCAGGUUAGGAAUGGCUCCUUUCGGGGUCAAGGUCCUCUGCAUCGAGCCCGGCUUCUUCAAAACCAACGUGACCGACAGUGGCGUCCACACUAAAAGCGUGACCAUGCUGUGGGAGAGGCUUCCCCAGGAGGUCAGAGAUGACUACGGGACUGAGUAUCUUCAAAAGGCGAUAGCGGAGGUGAGAGACAAAGUCCCCAAGAUGAGCGACGGAGACCUGAUGAAGGUGGUCCACUGCAUGGAGCACGCCGUGUCGGCCGUGUGGCCCCGCAAGCGCUACUCCCCGGGCUGGGACGCCAAGCUCUUCUGGCUGCCGCUGUCCUACAUGCCCACCUGCGUCACCGACUCCCUCAUCCUAAAGGGGGCCAUCCCAAUUGCCAAAAAGAUCCAAUGAGAUCUGGUCCUUCAUAUAUCAGGGGACAAUACAGUUUUUAAAUCAUU